AUGGGUUCCUUCACAAAUUUCAUGGCAUCUGCUAUUUUCUUCAUAGUUUUAUCAUUUUUUCUUGUUCCCACAAGAACCCAAGAAGAAGGAUUCAUAUCUGUUGUCAUAUCCAGCCAGGGUCUUGAGUUUUCCAAGGACUUGCUAAUAGAGCAGGCUGUUUCCUCUAUAAUCCCCCUUCAACUGCCUCAGAUUGAAAAGUCUGUGAAAAUCCCACUUGUUGGCCAAGUUCAUGUUGUUCUAUCCAAUAUCACAAUCUAUAAUGUUGAUAUUGCUUCUUCAUAUGUGGAGACUGGCGACUCAGGCAUUGCUUUAAUUGCUUCAGGAGCCACAGCAAAUUUGAGUAUGGAUUGGUGGUAUUCUUAUAGCAGUUGGUUAUUUGAUAUUUCAGAUAAUGGGGACGCCUCCAUUCAGGUUGAAGGUAUGGAAGUGGGUGUUACCUUAGCUUUGAAUGGCCAAGAAGGAACUCUUAAGCUGUCUGUUUUGGAAUGCGGAUGCUAUGUGAAAGAUAUCUCCAUUAAGUUGGAAGGUGGAGCAUCUUGGCUUUACCAAGGGUUAGUGGAUGCUUUUGAAGGUCAAAUAGUUUCUGCAGUUGAAGACAAUAUUUCCAAGAAAAUCAGAGAAGGAAUAAUGAAGCUUGACUCCUUACUGCAAUCACUUCCGAAACAAAUCGCACUGGAUGACAUUGCUGCUUUGAAUGUUACAUUUGUGGGCAAUCCUGUAUUGAGUAAUUCUUCCAUUGAAUUUCAGAUCAAUGGUCUAUUCAUGGCUCCCAAUGAUGAUUUUGCUUCCAGACUAUACAAUAAAGGUUCACUAGGUCCUGUUCCAUUCAAUGCUCCAGCUAAGAUGGUUGAGAUAUCAUUACACGAAAAUGUCUUUAGCUCAGCGUCCUUAGUUUUCUUCAAUGCAAAUUAUAUGCAAUGGGUGAUCAACAAAACACCAGACCAGUCCCUUAUGAACACUGCUGGAUGGAAAUACAUUGUUCCUCAACUGUACAAGCAGUAUCCCAAUGAAGAUAUGGAGCUUAAUAUAUCUGUAUCUUCUCCACCAAUAAUGACAGUUGUUAGCAAUGGCAUUAAUAUCACUGUGUACCCUGAUGUGACAAUUAGUGUCAUGGAUGCUGAUGAAGUAAUACCAGUUGCGUGCAUAUCAUUGGAGAUUCAUGCUUCAUGUUCUCCAGAUAUCUUGAUAAAUAAACUAGCUGGUACAGUUAAAUUGAAUCAUGUUACUGCAUAUUUGAAGUGGAGCAAAAUUGGUAACCUUCACAUGCAUCUUGUUCAGGCCAUAUUGUCAACAAUUCUCAAAACUGUUGUGGUGCCAUAUGUGAAUUUACACCUCUGGAAAGGACUACCUUUACCACUUCCUCAUGGGUUUACACUACAUAAUUCUGAAAUUAUCUCCAUCAAUUCAAGGCUUUCCAUAUUCAGCGAUGUUGCGAUUGCAGAACGAUCUCCAACAUCAACGCCCAAAACACUUCAAACACACGAUAUUACAACCAAGGAGACCAUUUUGCACCAAUGCUAGGAAUACGAUCACCAACACAAACUACAACCACAGCAGUGGCAAUGCUGAGGAGACAAGUCUGAGUAGAUACCAUGACUCACUUAAGCAACUGGACAAGCUCAACUUCAUGAAAGCUGUAAAAAUCCUCUUCACUGGUCCACCUUCCAAAAAGAAGUUUGGGUAUUGCUUUGCUUUGCAUUUUCUGUUUCUUUCAUUUGUUCUCUGUGUUGGUUUUGUUUUUGUUCUUAAAUCUUGUAGGUUGUUUUUGGUUCUCAUUGGCAUUGUAUGAAACAAAUUUGUGCAUGCAUGUAGACACUAGACGCUUUGUAGCUGGGAGAAUGUUAAAAUGAAAAUUUUAUUGAAAUCAGUAGCGUGGUGGGUGUUUUAAGGUUUAAGUGAACGAGUGCUAACAAAGGUGGUGUGGAAAUAUUGAAUUUGAUGCCAUUUGCUAAAGCACCUGUUCAAGGAUAGGAAAAUGUUCAAGCAAAGGUUUGUGUAUGUGUAAAAUUUAAGAAGGAAUGCAUUUUAGUCAACCCCAAAUAAAUCAUUCUAAUUAUUUGAGUCUUUAAUUGUUAGAAUUUCCUAUUUGGAGUUAAAAGUAAACAAAUUUAAUGAUUAGGUCUUUGGUAAUACAUAAGUACUGGGAAAGGAACUUUAUACACUGUCACUAGUUUUGCAGUAAGCAACUUAAUUUUCAUCUCUUCUAGGCUAGAAUGACCUUAUUUGUGACUGCGUGCUCCAGAUUAUUUGCCAAAUAAAUCAUUAGAGAACGAGAUUAUCUGUACUUUAAAUGUGACUGGUAUCUGAGACAUGUUCUUACCUUUCUCCUUUUCAUGGUUAGGCUCGAUUUCCAUAUGGUACAACUGUUCUUUGCUUGCAUGCCUUCCUUGGGUGUGUAUCAUGUUUCAUAUUUGAUUUUCUCAUGGUUUCACACUACUAAGUAAGAACUUAUUUUGUGUAACAGCUGUGUAUCUGGUGGCUCAAUAUGCUCGCUAUGAAAUCAGAAGAAUGGAAGCUGUAACUGAACCAAUAUGCUUUUGUGCUGAUAUCUUUAGCCUAAAUAGUGCAUAUAUAUUAGUUGCUCUUUAUUGGAUUGUAUGCCAUUGUGUGUUUCUUCCAUCAUACCAUCGUACCAUCAUUUAUCUUUUUUCCUUUUUCUCCAUAUUUGCUCUAAAUCUAUGGUUCUUCUUUCAUUGUUUGAAUUCACCAUUUACAAUCCAAGGAUACUCCUCAAGAAUCUGUCUAGUUUCCUAAACAACCUUUUCAGAAACAUGCUGCAAUGAU
Prunus avium (sweet cherry) is the source of this 2784-nucleotide messenger RNA. Its product is annotated as putative BPI/LBP family protein At1g04970. NCBI's taxonomy places the organism in Eukaryota, Viridiplantae, Streptophyta, Magnoliopsida, Rosales, Rosaceae. Gene Ontology annotation, molecular function: lipid binding. The record is from RefSeq and is a predicted model, not a curated record.